AUGGAUAAAAAUUCAAAUCCAGAAAUAGGUCAUUCAGUUGUCGAUUUAACAAAUUCUCCAGUUGAGAUUACAUCCAUUGAUUUGAUUAAUAACAUAGAAGAACGUUGUGAUGCUUGGAAAUUCUCAUUAAUUGGUCGUUUGGAUUUAGCUCGAUUAAAAUUUUCUGAAGCUGUUCUAGAUCUAAAAAAUCAUUGGAAGCUUAAAGGUCAAUGUAAAAUGAUUCCACUAGGCAAAGGUUUUUUCACUAUCAAACUUGAUAAUGAUCAUGACAGGAUGACUAUCAAAGCAGGAAAAUGGGAAGUUUAUAAUCAAGUUUUAUGGAUUCGGAAUUGGACUCCACAUUUUAGACCAGAGAAUCAUAGAACUUCACAGGCAAUGAUUUGGGUACAUCUCCCAGGUCUAAGUUUGGAAUAUUGGGAUGAAGCAACUCUUUUCACAAUCUCUAAAGCUCUUGGAACACCAGUAAAGGUUGAUGAAGCUACACUUAACUUUGAUAAUGGGUAUUAUGCAAGAAUUCUGGUUAAUAUUGAUUUAGCAGCUAAAAUUCCUAAUAAGUUAUGGAUUAAAACAAAGUUUGGAGGAUUUAUGCAGAAUGUGAUUCUAACAAAACCCCCAAAAUUUUGUGAUCACUGUAAGAUUGUGGGGCACUUACAGAUUGAAUGCAGAGCAAAAACCUCUUCUCCACAUGAAGUUACUAAGUCAACUGUGAAUGCAACACCAAAGAGCACUAAUCAAUCUCAUGGUAUGAAGUUUGAUAUAUGUGAUCCAUUAUUUUGUUCUGGAAAUCAACACAAAGGUUCUUCUCCUAACAAUUCUGCCAGUGAGGUUGAGAAUUGUGAAACUCCAAUUAUAUCUGUUGGAGUGGGUCAUCAUGUGAAUCCUGUAAACAUUUCAGCAGGUAUGUUUGGUUCUUUACAAAAUUCUUCCGAGGAGGAAAAUAUAAUUGAAAUGCAUGAAGAUAGUGUGAAUAAGCAAAUAGUGUACAAGAAGGAUACAUCUCUACAGGGUAAUGAAAUUCUAUCUCCAGCAAUAAUACAACAAGUAGCAGAGGAUAAUGCAGUUGAAAAGAGUGUGAUUAACUUCAUUAAUGGCAAAGAUGGAUCAAUGUCAGAGGAAAGAAUUCCAAAUACUUCUUGGUCAAAAAUUAUUCAAAAACCUUCAUCUUCAAAAACAAAGCCAGUUCCAGUACAACAAAAGGAGGCUCCAGCAAAAAAUAAAGUUCAACAAGUUAACAACAAAUAUAACUUCAAAAAGAAUCAAGGAAAGGGAGGUAAUAAUGACCUUCAAUCCUUACAAUGA
This is a messenger RNA of Papaver somniferum (opium poppy), 1299 nucleotides long. RefSeq lists its product as uncharacterized. The transcript has a single exon. Lineage: Eukaryota; Viridiplantae; Streptophyta; Magnoliopsida; Ranunculales; Papaveraceae. The record is from RefSeq and is a predicted model, not a curated record. Bases 1 to 1299 code for a protein of 432 amino acids.